This is a messenger RNA of Somion occarium, 911 nucleotides long. NCBI's taxonomy places the organism in Eukaryota, Fungi, Basidiomycota, Agaricomycetes, Polyporales, Cerrenaceae. The record is from the annotation of a GenBank genome assembly.
CGGGCGACGUCACCGAAUGACUCGAACGUUCUGGUGAGAGUGUAUAAGUACCGGGUUUGUUGCAUAUGUUACUAGCCUCACCAUGUCUGACCCAUACGACGUGAAUUUCUGCUUCCCAGUACGAGAACUCCAAAAUGAUAAAGUGAAAUUGACGCCAUUCAUAGUGAGUAAAUUGCUGCGGAAUUAUCAUACCACGAAACUCUUCAAGCCGUCACUACAUGCAGAAUCCUGGUUCACUGCAAGUCGGGACCAUCCCGAACUGUAUGACUGGGUGCCCUUCGGUCCAUUUGACGCAAAGGAACACUGGGUCAAAACCGUGAUCGAAGAAAGAAUUCAACCAGAUCCCGGCACACUGUUGUUCGCUGUCUUUGAUAAGGUUAAAGCACCACCCGAAUCGUCAGACUUUCCCUUGGCAGGACACAUCGGAUUAUUGAAUACAUCGGUGGAAAACCUGAUGACCGAAGUUGCCUUCGUCUUCACAAUUCCCGCGUACCGGAAGUCGUAUGUGACAUCCAAUUCCAUAGGGUUGUUGCUACACUGGUGUUUAGACCUUCCAGCGGACGGUGGUUUAGGGCUGAGAAGGGUACAGUGGCAAUGUAACGAAUUGAACGUCGCGUCGAGACGGGCGGCAGAGAGGAUGGGAUUCAAGUUCGAGGGCGUGGAGAGAUGGCAAAGAUCGUUGCCGUCAGGAAAGCAAGGGCCAACGGUGACAAGAGAUGAUCCGAAGAAGCAAUAUCCUGGGAGGCAUACUGUGAGGCUAGCUUUAUGCUGGGAUGGUUGGGAUGAGGCUAGAGAGCUUGUCAGGAAGCAGAUGAACCGCAUCUAAUCAGAAUAGCAAUAUGAUUCAGGUAGUAUAUCCAUCUACCAGUAUGAUAUAAAGUGAAUACAGGUCUACUUCGUCUUGUCGUUCC